This is a messenger RNA of Gossypium raimondii (Peruvian cotton), 3072 nucleotides long. Its product is annotated as 1,4-alpha-glucan-branching enzyme 2-2, chloroplastic/amyloplastic. NCBI's taxonomy places the organism in Eukaryota, Viridiplantae, Streptophyta, Magnoliopsida, Malvales, Malvaceae. The transcript is spliced from 22 exons. Gene Ontology annotation, biological process: starch metabolic process. The record is from RefSeq and is a predicted model, not a curated record. The coding region runs from base 55 to 2640 and encodes 861 amino acids. Gene Ontology annotation, cellular component: cytoplasm. Gene Ontology annotation, molecular function: hydrolase activity, hydrolyzing O-glycosyl compounds; cation binding; 1,4-alpha-glucan branching enzyme activity.
UCCUUUUCUAGCUUCCGAAUCAGAAAAAGUAAAAAAAGAAACCGUGAAGAAAUAAUGCUUUUUUGUGUAUCUGGUUUACGGUUUCCUCGUGUGUCUCCAGUCUACAGGUUCGGUGCGUCAAGCUUCAAUGGCGCUUCUAGGAGUUGCAGUUUGUCGCUUUUGUUGAAGAAGCAUCACUUUUCUCGGAGGAUCUUUAUAGAAAAGUCUUCUUCUUAUUCAGCCUUCUCAUCCUUAACCGUUGCUGCAUCCAAGAAAGUGCUUGAUCCCGGUGGUCAGGGUGAUGCUUCUUCACCCAUGACAGAUCAACUGGAAAGUCCUAGCACUAUUUCAGAUGAUCCUCAGGUAAUUCAUAAUGUAGAUAUUGAAGGAAUGGAAGAUGAUAAAAUGAUUGCAGUUGAAGAACAAGAAUCUUUUCCGUCUGUGUUUGCAAAUAGUGAUGAAGAAGCUCAUGCUGAGGAGCCAUCUGUCCCUUUACACAGGAACGCAAGUACAGAGAAAAGUGAAGCAAAACCAAGGUCCAUUCCCCCUCCUGGUGAAGGGCAGAAAAUAUAUGAAAUAGAUUCACUAUUGUUGGGUUUCCGUAACCAUAUCGAUUACCGGUAUGCACAAUAUAAAAAAAUACGCAAGGAAAUUGACAAGUAUGAAGGUGGCUUGGAAGUGUUUUCUCGUGGGUAUGAGAAGCUUGGUUUCACGCGCAGUGAGACAGGGAUAACUUACAGGGAGUGGGCCCCAGGAGCUAAGUCAGCAGCACUGAUUGGAGAUUUUAACAAUUGGAACCCUAGUGCAGACACAAUGAGCCAGAAUGAGUUUGGUGUCUGGGAGAUCUUUUUGCCUAAUACUGCUGAUGGUUCACCAGCAAUUCCCCAUGGUUCUCGAGUGAAGAUCCGCAUGGAAACUCGAUCCGGGGUUAAGGAUUCUAUUCCUGCUUGGAUCAAGUUCUCUGUUCAAGCACCUGGUGAAAUCCCAUACAGUGGAAUAUACUAUGAUCCACCAGAAGAGGAAAAGUACGUAUUCAAACACCCCCAUCCAAAAAGACCAAAAUCACUUAGAAUUUAUGAAUCACAUGUUGGAAUGAGUAGCAUGGAGCCAUUAAUUAACACCUAUGCCAACUUUAGAGAUAAUGUGCUUCCCCGCAUUAAAAGACUUGGAUAUAAUGCAGUUCAGAUCAUGGCUAUUCAAGAGCACUCAUAUUACGCAAGCUUUGGGUAUCAUGUGACAAAUUUCUUUGCACCAAGCAGCCGCUUUGGAACUCCGGAUGAUCUUAAGUCUUUGAUAGACAGGGCUCAUGAGUUGGGUCUACUUGUUCUUAUGGAUAUUGUGCACAGCCAUGCAUCUAAUAAUGUUUUGGAUGGGUUGAACAUGUUUGAUGGAACUGAUGCUCAUUACUUCCAUUCGGGGUCAAAGGGUCAUCACUGGAUGUGGGAUUCUCGCCUUUUUAAUUAUGGAAGCUGGGAAGUACUAAGGUUUCUACUUUCAAAUGCAAGAUGGUGGCUGGAAGAAUACAAGUUUGAUGGGUUCAGAUUUGAUGGCGUGACUUCAAUGAUGUACACCCAUCAUGGGUUGCAGGUAGCAUUUACUGGAAAUUACAAUGAGUACUUUGGAUAUGCAACUGAUGUAGAAGCUGUUGUUUAUCUGAUGCUGGUUAAUGACAUGAUUCAUGGACUCUAUCCUGAGGCUGUCACCAUUGGUGAAGAUGUGAGUGGAAUGCCUACAUUUUGCCUUCCUGUGCAAGAUGGUGGUGUGGGAUUUGAUUACCGAUUGCACAUGGCUGUUGCUGAUAAAUGGAUUGAGCUUCUCAAGAAGAGGGAUGAAGACUGGAAAAUGGGUGACAUUGUUUACACACUCGUCAACAGGAGGUGGUUGGAAAAGUGUGUUGUUUAUGCUGAAAGUCAUGACCAAGCUCUAGUUGGUGAUAAAACAAUAGCAUUCUGGUUGAUGGAUAAGGAUAUGUAUGAUUUUAUGUCUCUGGAUAGACCAAGUUCUCCAAUUAUAGAUCGUGGAAUAGCAUUACAUAAAAUGAUUAGGCUUAUUACCAUGGGACUAGGUGGAGAAGGAUAUUUGAAUUUCAUGGGAAAUGAAUUUGGACAUCCUGAGUGGAUUGAUUUUCCAAGGGGAGAGCAACAUCUUCCUAGUGGCAAAGUAAUUCCUGGGAAUAAUUUCAGUUAUGAUAAAUGUCGGCGUAGAUUCGAUCUUGGGGAUGCAGAUUAUCUGAGGUAUAAGGGGAUGCAACAAUUUGAUCAGGCAAUGCAGCAUGUUGAAGCUAAGUAUGGCUUCAUGACUUCUGAGCACCAAUAUAUAUCACGAAAGGAUGAAGGUGAAAGAGUAAUUGUAUUUGAAAGAGGCAACCUGGUUUUUGUGUUCAACUUUCACUGGCAUGAAAGUUAUGGCGGUUACCGGGUCGGUUGCUCAAAGCCAGGAAAGUACAAGAUUGUAUUGGAUUCAGAUGAUCUAUUAUUUGGAGGGUUCAACAGGCUUAACCAUGACGUUGAGUUUUUCAGCACUGAAGGAUGGUAUGAUAACCGCCCUCGUUCCUUAUUGGUGUAUGCACCAAAUAGAACAGCGGUGGUUUAUGCGCUAGUUGAAGAUGAACCAAAAGCAACUGGCAAUUUACAACUUACUGAAAACGUUAAAAACUGUUGAAGAAGCCAAAGCUGUGAAGGCAUCGACACCUGUGGAAGAAUCAGAACCUUUGGACCGCUAAACUUUUUCUAUUACAGAAUCUCUUAUUGAGCAGCUACCCUAACUCAGCCUGCUGUUUUAGGGCCUACAAAUUGCACAAAAUGUAGAAGUCCAUGACCUUGGAGCUUCGGUAUCCAGGAGAUGAAAUGAUCGCCACUCAAAAGGGCUUUUCCUUUCAAGUGCAGUACAGUUGAUUAUCCAUCUAAUAAUUAGUCAAAUUUCAGUUGGUCACUUGCAAAUGUUUAUCGGUUUGUUAUCUGAAUUAUGCUCAGAGUCCUGUUUAGCAUGUCUUGAAACAACUUAUGUGCUUAUUUUUCUCGCAAACUUAAUUUUCAAGGAACCAUUAUUGUAGUCAGUUUGGUUCAAUAAAAGUAAAAAACAGAGUUCAAGCAA